This is a messenger RNA of Saccharomycopsis crataegensis, 1752 nucleotides long. RefSeq names its product phosphatidylinositol 4-phosphate-binding protein. Gene Ontology annotation, biological process: protein transport to vacuole involved in ubiquitin-dependent protein catabolic process via the multivesicular body sorting pathway; Golgi to vacuole transport; Golgi to endosome transport. Gene Ontology annotation, molecular function: phosphatidylinositol binding; ubiquitin binding. The record is from RefSeq and is a predicted model, not a curated record. Gene Ontology annotation, cellular component: trans-Golgi network. NCBI's taxonomy places the organism in Eukaryota, Fungi, Ascomycota, Saccharomycetes, Ascoideales, Saccharomycopsidaceae. The transcript is spliced from 2 exons. Bases 1 to 1752 code for a protein of 583 amino acids.
AUGUCUGCACUGGAAGGUGGACCAUCGAGAUUGGUCAGACGUAUUUACAAAUCCUGUAGGGCCGCGGAACCUGAUUUGGCUCUUAAUUUUGAAAUCGCUGACUUGGUCAAUGAAAAGCAAGGGGCUGCUCCAAGAGAGGCAGCAUUGACUGUGGUCAAAUUUAUCAAUGAUAGAGACCCAUUCGUGGGCAUUAAUGCCUUGACAUUGUUAGAUUGUCUUGUCAAAAAUUGUGGAUACCCAUUCCAUUUACAAAUCUCAAGAAAAGAAUUCCUCAACGAAAUGGUGAAAAGAUUCCCUGAUAAACCUCCUUACAAGUAUAACAAGGUGCAAAAAUUGAUUUUGGGACAAAUUGAAGAAUGGCAUGAAACCAUUUGCAAAAGCUCUAGAUAUAAGAAAGAUUUGGGGUUCAUUAGAGAUAUGCAUAGAUUAUUAGCUUUGAAAGGCUAUAUUUUUCCAGAAAUCAAUAAAUCAGAUCUUGCAGUUUUGAACCCAUCUGAAAAUUUGAAGUCAAUAGAAGAAAUUCAAAAAGAAGAGAGAGUCGCUCAAUCGGCAAAAUUGCAAGAAUUGAUUAGAAGAGGCAGACCAGAAGAUUUAGCAGAGGCCAAUAAAUUAAUGAAAAUUAUGAGUGGGUUUCAAGAAGACAAAAAAACUAACGAAAUGACUAGACAAAAGAUCGCUGAAGACAUCAGUAAAAUUAAAGGCAAAAUCGAAGUAUUCUCUGACAUGGUGAACAACUACAAUGAAAAUGAUGCUAAUAACGCCGGAAACAAUGAAACAUUGGAAGAAUUAUACACUUCUUUGAAAGUUUCCCAACCAACUUUAAUGAAAAUAAUCGAAGAGGAACACGAUGAUCAGGAAACUGUAAAUAAUUUGCUCAAGGUCAAUGAUACAAUUAAUUUGUUGGUUCAAAAAUAUUCUUUGAUCAAAAAGAAAGAUUUAAACGGUGCUGCUAAAAUUAAUGUGGGUGCCAGUGGCCAAAUGAAUUUAAUCGAUUUUGAUGAUGGCGAUGCGUCUCAAUCUAAUUCAGCUAGCCCUGCUCCUGAAGCUUUUCCUAAAAAUAAGGAUUCAUUGAUUGAUUUGUUGGGUGAUCUUGACUUGUCAAGCGCGUCAAGAACUAUUUCUCCUGCUGGAAAUGGCACUUCUAGUUUGAAUUUCGGUACCGGUGCAAUUGCUUUGGGAUUGAAUUCCUCGAAUACUUCCACUCCAACCCCACCACCAGUGUCUUCAACUGCUAGCGCGUUCGAAUCUUUAACGCAAUUGCAAAACUUGGACCAAAUUUCUUCAAGUCCUCUUAACCAAGGUUCUUUAUCUCAACAAAUGCAUGCCGGUCAAACUAACAAUCUUUUGCAAACUAAUCAGUCAUUGCUUUAUCAAACAAGCACCAGUACAUUACAGGGGAACGCAACCGUUCAUGAAUCUACUUUCAUGAAAAUCAGCUAUAACGUGCUACCAAGAACCUCCACAAGUGAAGUGUCACUUCAAUUCUCGUUGUCUAACUUGUCCUUAAAGAAUAUUUCCAACAUAACAUUUUUGUUGGCACUUCCAAAGAGUUUCAAGCUUGAGUUGAAUCCCCAAUCUAAUAACUUUCUCAUGGGCAUGAGCACAAAUGGCAUUACUCAGAUUGCUAAAGUUAGCUCUGCUCCUGGGCAGCCACUAUCCGGUCCAAUAAAGAUGAAAUGGAAGUUGACGUACGAGGUUGAUGGUGACAAUAAGAAUGAGACAGGGGUUUAUUUGGUGGAAAAAUAUGAUUAG